Molecule: messenger RNA, 642 nt
Organism: Funneliformis geosporum
Lineage: Eukaryota; Fungi; Glomeromycota; Glomeromycetes; Glomerales; Glomeraceae
Source: the annotation of a GenBank genome assembly
AUGAAGAUACAAAACCUUUUGGACACUUAUGCUUUUAAAUGUGAUAUAGUAUUUAGUUCAAGAGUAUACGAAAAUAUAGAAAAAGGAAAAUAUUCUGACACAUAUGUUUUUCUACCUGAAAAGGGAAUUGAAAUGAGAAAACCUGGAGGCAAGCAAUUCAAAAUCUUUCUUUAUGAAUUAGCUAGAGGAACUACUUCAGCAGGAAAAUAUAACCUUAAUCUUGUUGCAGAAUUCGUAACAAAGAAAGGGUUUGAGAUAAAAUAUGAUGAUACUGAUUCUUUAUAUCUCAUCUGUUCAGAUAAGUAUUAUGAAAAAUGUGAUGAAGCCUUCUCCAGAAAAGAUCUUUCUAAAGAAGUGUAUUUUACUGAAAUGGUCAAAAUUACUAUAAUUGUGAUGAAAAGCUUACAAAAUCAACAAGAAAAAUAUUUUGGUGUAUCACAUAAAGAGGUGGUCAAUUUUAGGCCAGAUGAUCUCUUUAUGAGAGGAAUUGAUACUGUGAAGCAAGAGAAUUCUGAGCUCUUCAGGUUUAUUGGAGAAAAGAUUAUGUGGGAGGCAAUGGAUAUCAAUAAUACAUGUUCAAUUUGUAAAAUUGUUGAAGAUGCUCUCUGGGAUGCUAGAUUUAAGUGGUGGGAUUUUAAUUAG